UGAUCGGGAAGAAUUUACGUCAUUUUCGCGCGUAAAACCGGCAGUACCGUAUCUCAACAUUCUGAGAUUAAAGAAGAGAAACUGAGGAAGAUCGAUCGAAAGUAACAGAACGCGAAACACGACAAAUGUAUAACGUUACUUAAGAAGCGCGAGAGACGGCAAAUAAUCGAUAAAAACGGCCUACGAAGUAGCGAACAGGCAUAGCGAAAUGUCAGCGGGUCGGGUAGUAGGAGCGAGUGCGGCAGUAGAGGUAGAGCGAGACUUCCGCGAUCGCGGAUGGAAAUAUUGAUCUAGGAUAAGAAGAGCGUCUCUUUCUCUCUCUGUGUAUACACACACUGGAAGGCGCGUCGCGUCGCGUCGUCGUGCGUUAUCGCAAGUCACGUUUGUAAUUAGAAUACUCGUUGCGUAACCGAUCGUGCCAAGUCGCGAGCUGUCAAAGUACGACGCGCCAAGCCGCGAGCUGUCAAGUACGACCAAGCCGUGAGCUGUCAAAGUACGUCGCGCCAAGUCACGAGCUGUCAAAGUAUAUCGCGCCGAACCGCGAGCUGUCAAAGUACAAUCAAGCUGUGAAUUGUCAAAAUACGAUCAAGCCGCGAGGUGUCAAACGUCGCGCCAAAUCGCGAGCUGUCAAAGUGCUUCGCGCGUAUGCGCGAGAUUUUCGCAGAAUUUUGUACGCGAGUCGACGUGCACGUCACACUUGCGCGGCGGAGGGGAGAAGGCGCCCCCGCGCAUCGUCGGAUCGAGCGAUUACGUAGGCGAUUUAGAUACAUUUCGAUUAGAAUUUAUAAUUAUCAUUCUCGCUCCGUCGCGAAGAUCAUCACGGAAGAGCUCGCUUUCAGCAACAUGCGACCGACUGACACGCUAGAAACGUCAAGAGUCCUCCGAGGCGUCGUUGUUAUUCACCCUCCUCGGUGAAGGACGGAGGGAGGAGUCUCCCCCAAAAAGUGGGGCUCUGCUACGAGACUACGCGGCCCGUUAUCGAGAACUAUCCUGGACGUUUGCGGCACCGGAUGUGGCACGGAUAUAAGCGACGUUAUCGAACAGCUUUUUGUAUAUGUAACGAGGCUAAUUGACGGCGAUAACAACCGUCGUGCGUUAUAAAGUGUUCGUGACAUCUGCGGGAGAGUCUCUCUUCGACGUGGGAGUUGCGCGUCGACGCGCGGAAGCAUCCCCGAAACCCAAUUCUCGCCCCGAAUUAUGCUUGCUCUUCAUCGUUUUGUAUUCUCCGCCGAUCGGCUCGAUUUGCGACCCCAUCGGUGCGGAUACCAAGACUUCGUAGACGAGGAUAGCCCGGAGUCGAGUUUGGGGAAGCGAAGUAUUUUCGCGAACGUCGUAAACAGACGGAUUUCCGUGCCAACGAACGCUUAGAUUUCCUAGCUGAAAAGUUUGAAGAAUGAUCUAGAGUAUCAUCGAAGGCGUAUGAUGUGUCAUAUUAAUCGGAAGAAACCAACGAGAGAGUGAUCACAUGACAGAAAGAUGCCUCUGCCAAAUAUUCUGCGGAAAGCGAGCAGCUACAUCCUCGGCGACUGCGGCCAGGACAAUCGGCGGGUCAUUUACCAGGACGGCGAGGCGUUGUUCUGUAAGAAUAACGUCUGCGUGCACCCACCGACGUUGUUGAGGCAGCACGCCGACGUGGUGCACCAUCCCGGGUACAUGACCGUCACGUGCAAACUGAACAAGAACUCGAAUUUGCCGACUCUACACCUCAGCUGGAUACCCAACAGCACGCUGCGGAAGCAUCCGACCGCUCUGGAGAACCUGAGCGCCAGAAACGUCAUCGCCGGAGCCGCCGCGGCCGCCAACGAUCAGACCAAUCCGCGUUCCCCACAAAUCUCCGUAAGAGGAAAGUCACGUGGCGCGGACGGGCUGGAGAACGAGAACGAGAACGACGCUGAGAACGGGAACGGGAAGCUGGACGUUUGCCUGGAGGCGAAGGAACCCGUCAACUGCGGCGACUGCGAGCGCGUCUGCUCCGGUUCCGGCCACGAGUUUUCACGCCGCCAAGAUCCGGACGACGAGAAGAAUGUCGGCGAGAGAAUCGAGAAUCCGCGACCGGAUUCCGCGGAGUCGAAAAAAUGUGAGAAGAACGGGGACUCGAAGGAGAGGAAUCUUAACGAGAGCGACGCCAGGAGCGUCGACGAGGAGCCGCGUCUCUCUUACCGCGACGAUGUCAGCAUUAAGAGUCGCAGCUUGUCGUUGACUUCGACGUGCAGCUUGUCGAUCUCGGUAUCUACUGAUGCCGAGGAGAUGCCGACGUGGAUGAGGUCCCCGGAGCUCUUAGCUCUUCAGCACAAUCUUGCCUUUCCCGAGAGCGCGACCGCGUCACCUGUGACGUUGCGCAGGGCGCAUCGAUGCAGAAGAUUCUCGGUGGACCUCGGUGAGAUGCGAUCCUUACGGCUGUUCUUCGCCGACCCUGCUUGCACCUGCGGCCAGUUGGUGGUGGCCAGCAGAGAGAGCCAAUAUAAGAUCUUGCACUUUCAUCACGGCGGCUUGGAUCGGUUGGCCGCGACUCUGCAUCAGUGGCAUCAGUUGCUUUAUCCACGCCAGAGUGCGGACACGGAGGAGACUCUGCCGUACAGGCACUUUAUGGUAUGCAGACCGGAGGUAAGUAGGGACGAAUUGCAUCCCGAAGAGGGCCAAGUGCCAAUGAUCACCUCGCUAGCUUGGAAAGACCUGUUGAACGAACGUGGCCAAGUGGAGGACGAUCUCGCUCUUCGUAAAGGGAUAUUUUUCGGUGGUUUGGAACCGGCGUUACGAAAGAUUGUCUGGCCGUUUCUGCUACACUGUUAUUCCUAUCAGAGCACGUACGAGGAUAGAGAGCAAAUCGACGCUAUUAGACGCCAAGAAUACGAGGAGAUACAGAGACGCAGAUUGGGCAUGAAUCCGGAGCAGGCUGAGCGUUUCUGGCGACACGUGGUGUGUAUAGUUGAGAAGGAUGUUGUUCGCACCGAUAGAGGUAAUCCCUAUUACGCCGGCGAGGGUAAUCCUAACAUCGAAGUAAUGAAGAAUAUUUUACUCAACUACGCGGUAUACAACUGCCGCUUGGGCUACACCCAAGGAAUGUCUGAUCUCUUAGCUCCGUUACUAGCCGAACUUAACUCCGAAAUCGAGGCCUUCUGGUGUUUCGCGGGCCUGAUGCAGAGAUCGGUAGCUGUGUGCACUCCGACCGACACAGACAUGGACAGAAAUCUAUGCUACCUUCGGGAAUUAGUGAGAAUAAUGGUGCCGGACUUUUACGCGCAUCUUGAAAAACACGCGGACGCUUUAGAGCUUCUCUUCUGUCAUCGUUGGAUACUCCUGUGCUUGAAAAGAGAAUUUCCAACUGAGAUAGCCCUGGUCAUGUGGGAGGCCUGCUGGGUCAAUUAUUUAACGGAUCAUUUCCACUUGUUUCUCUGCCUCGCUAUAAUGUGCGUCUACGCGGACGACGUAAUCGCUCAGGAUCUGCGAACGGACGAAAUGUUGUUGCAUUUCAGUUCACUGGCCAUGUACAUGGACGGGAAUAUUAUACUUAGAAAGGCACGAGGCCUACUUUAUCAUUUUCGUCAGCUCGUCCGGUUGCCUUGCACGUUAGCCGGUCUCUGCCGACAAUGCGGUCCGGGGAUGUGGGACAGCACGCACGACCCGGUGAUAGAGUGCAUAGGUCACGAAGACACGAAUUGUCCCUAUUUAAAUAAUUACGAGUAAGUUUAUAAGUUUUUAUAGGAGAAGAGACGAGGGAAGAAGAGAGGAGUAUCAGUAUUAUUUAACGUAUAGACAUGAACUCAUUUCGUCGAGUUGUUAAAUUCUAAGUCCUUGUUCUCUCUAUACAUCUUGCUCUUUCUGGAUACAGGGUGUCCCAUAGGAAAUUGCUGAAACUAAUCAGCUCUCAUUUUUUA
This is a messenger RNA of Nylanderia fulva, 3875 nucleotides long. It is a transcript of the gene TBC1D16, whose product is annotated as TBC1 domain family member 16. Gene Ontology annotation, cellular component: early endosome. Gene Ontology annotation, biological process: activation of GTPase activity. The record is from RefSeq and is a predicted model, not a curated record. NCBI's taxonomy places the organism in Eukaryota, Metazoa, Arthropoda, Insecta, Hymenoptera, Formicidae. Gene Ontology annotation, molecular function: GTPase activator activity.